Penicillium angulare is the source of this 1323-nucleotide messenger RNA. Its product is annotated as CCCH zinc finger protein. NCBI's taxonomy places the organism in Eukaryota, Fungi, Ascomycota, Eurotiomycetes, Eurotiales, Aspergillaceae. Bases 1 to 1323 code for a protein of 440 amino acids. Gene Ontology annotation, molecular function: metal ion binding. The record is from RefSeq and is a predicted model, not a curated record. Gene Ontology annotation, cellular component: nucleus. The transcript has 5 exons.
AUGACUGAGAACGACGACUUGCUGGCCAAAAUUGGUCAACUUGCAGGGCAAAUUAAUCGGCACAAGAACCAACCAACUCAGCCGCCUCAGCCAUCCCAUCAAUCACAAUAUGUUUCUCGCCAUGUGCCUUCCCACCAGGGAUGGGCUCCCUAUUCUCGAGGUCGAGGUGGCCGUGGUCGAGGCCGCCAUCCUGCCGCUCCGCAUCGACACCGCACACUGGUUUUGAAUACCGGAGCAUCAGGAUCUACGCCUAGCUCCACUUCAUCGCCUGGUCCUGCGAGCGAUAACGAUGGCGAGUCGCGUCCUACGCCAACGUCCAAUGGAUGGGUUGCGAAGAAUGAUCGUCAUAUGCAGCUCAUCAAUUCCGCUGUUUAUGAUAAAGAAAAGCAAGCUAGAGCUAAGGCUAUGGAGGAGACGCGUAAAUUCAAGGAACGGCGGCGUGCCGAGCGUGAGCAAUCCAAGGUUCUUCGGUAUGCCCAGGGUCCUGUGAGUGCAUCUGUGUCUACUGCUACGCAACAGAUUCUUGUCAAUGAUGUCCCAUUCAAGAUCACGCGUGGAGGGAGUAGAUUGGUGCGCAUGUCGGAUGAUCCAAACACCGCCAAUACUACGCCAAAGCGAGUCACUGUUGCUGGUGUGAACUUUGUGCGCAGUAAACAUGGCAACCUGCAUCGCCUGGGCGCCGUCACAUCAAAGAAGCAGCCCGGUGCGGCUAAGAAGCGAGACGAGCUCUGCAAGAGAUUUACAACGACCGGUACAUGCUACAAAGGCCCAUCAUGCCUGUACACUCAUGACCCAAGCAAAGUUGCUAUCUGCAAGGGCUUCCUUCAGACAGGCGACUGCAGCGCAGGUGAAAACUGCGAUCUUUCCCAUGAUCCAUCGCCCCAUCGAUCCCCUGCUUGUUUACAUUUCAUGAAAGGCCGAUGCUCCAAUGAUAACUGUCGUUAUGCUCAUAUUCGCACGACACCAGGUGCGCCCGUCUGUCGUGCUUUUGCAAAUCUAGGUUACUGCGAGAAAGGUGCUGAGUGUGACGAACGUCAUGUACACGAAUGUCCUGACUAUGCCAACUCGGGUGUCUGCCCGAAGAAGCGAUGCCAGUUACCCCAUGUUGACCGCGCGGGUCAAAUUCGAAAAGCUGCUGCCGCGGCAGCAAAUAAGGCCGAAGCCGGCGAUGAUGAAUCUGACCAGUCCAGUGAAGAGGAGGAGUAUGAUGCGAUUGACUCAGAUGAUGUCGACUCAGAUGAGCUCGAUGACAUGCCCGAAGAGCUGAUCGAAGGCACGGAUAACGGCGAGAUGUCGCAGCAGCAAGACUUUAUUGGUUUUUAG